AUCUUAGCGCUCUGAAAAUCCAAGCAACGUAGACUCCGAUGACCACCGCCACCGCCACCGCCUUGCUCCUCCCAUCGCCACAAUUCCGGCGCUGUUCAAGUACAACUCGUCUAUGCACCAAAACCACCUUAUUCCCCCUCUAUCCUCCCUCUCUCCUCACCACCCGCCACUUGAGGCGCUCUUGCAUAAUUUCAUCUUUGAAGGAUAAAAUCGGUGGUAUUCAGAAAACAUGGAACGAAUUAAGUAGCUUGAAUCACUGGGUUGUUAGAGAUUAUUACAGACUUGUGAAUUCCGUGAAUGCGCUCGAACCUCACAUUCAGAAACUUUCAGAUGAGCAGCUGAGGGCGAAGACAGAGGAAUUUCGCCAGCGGUUGAAGCAGGGUGCGACUCUAGCUGAUAUUCAAGCUGAGGCUUUUGCUGUAGUUCGUGAAGCAGCAAAAAGGAAGCUUGGAAUGCGGCAUUUUGAUGUUCAGAUAAUUGGUGGAGCUGUGCUUCAUGAUGGCUCGAUUGCAGAAAUGAAAACUGGGGAAGGGAAGACCUUAGUGUCCACUUUAGCAGCUUAUCUUAAUGCUCUGAGUGGGGAGGGCGUCCAUGUGGUUACUGUAAAUGAUUACCUCGCCCAGCGUGAUGCUGAAUGGAUGGGCCGCGUGCAUCGAUUCCUAGGCCUCUCAGUUGGACUUAUUCAAAGAGACAUGAAAAAUCAGGAGCGAAGAUCUAAUUAUAGAUGCGACAUUACAUACACCAAUAAUACGGAACUUGGUUUUGACUACUUGCGAGAUAAUCUUGCUGGAAGCAGUGAACAACUUGUAAUGAGAUGGCCAAAGCCCUUUCAUUUUGGUGUAGUUGAUGAAGUUGAUUCUGUCCUUAUUGAUGAAGGACGCAAUCCUUUGUUGAUAAGCGGACAGGCUAGUCAAGAUGCUGUACGAUUUCCAGUUGCUGCUAGAAUAGCUGAUUUGCUAAUACGUGGUCUGCAUUACAAUGUUGAACUUAAGGAUAACUCAGUGGAACUUACUGAGGAAGGAAUAUUACUGGCUGAGACAGCUCUGGAUACAAAUGACUUAUGGGAUGAGAAUGAUCCAUGGGCCAGGUUUGUUUUGAAUGCAUUAAGAGCCAAAGAAUUCUACCGGAGAGAUGUUCAAUACAUAAUUCGGAACGGAAAGGCUCUUAUAAUCAAUGAGUUGACUGGUAGAGUGGAAGAGAAAAGGCGGUGGUCUGACGGCAUCCAUCAGGCAGUGGAGGCCAAAGAAGGACUGAAAAUUCAGGCCGAUUCUGUUGUUGUGGCCCAAAUCACUUACCAAUCAUUGUUCAAGUUAUACCCCAAGCUCUCAGGGAUGACUGGGACUGCAAAAACUGAGGAGAGGGAAUUCUUGAAAAUUUUCCAAAUGCCAGUUAUUGAGGUUCCUACGAAUAUGUUGAGUAUUAGAGAAGAUCUACCCAUCAUGGCCUUUGCAACUGCUCGAGGGAAAUGGAAUUAUGUUCGUGCUGAAAUUGAGUAUAUGUUUGGGCUAGGCCGGCCGGUGUUGGUUGGGACAACCAGUGUUGAAAAUUCUGAGCAUCUUUCUGCUUUACUGAGGGAGAUAAAAAUCCCCCAUAACAUCCUUAAUGCUCGACCAAAGUAUGCUGCUAGAGAAGCUGAGAUUGUCGCCCAGGCUGGUCGAAAAUAUGCAAUCACUCUAUCAACAAAUAUGGCUGGCAGGGGUACUGAUAUUAUCCUAGGAGGAAAUCCGAAGAUGCUUUCAAGAGAAAUUUUGGAGGACAAUUUACUUUCGACUCUCUCAGACAAUGUUCCUGAUGUUGAAAUUGACUCGGGGCUAACUUCUGGACAGAUCUUAUCUAAGGUGAAGGUUGGACCAUCAUCUUUGGGCUUGCUAGCUAAGGCUGUUCUUAUGUCUAAAUAUGUUUGCAAAAGUGAGGGUAAGAAGUUGAGUUACGACGAGGCAAGAAAAAUAAUUUCUGAGUCCAUCGAGAUGAGCCAGUCAGUGGGAUCAGUGGAGUUGCUGAAGCUUGUUGAUGAGGAGACAGAGAUGUACCCUCUUGGCCCAUGUAUAGCACUUGCUUAUCUAUCAGUUCUAAAGGACUGUGAAUCUCACUGUUCUUCUGAAGGGUUAGAGGUGAAAAAUCUUGGAGGUCUUCAUGUGAUAGGAACUUCUCUGCACGAGUCUAGGAGGAUUGAUAACCAGCUCCGAGGCAGAGCAGGGAGGCAGGGGGAUCCUGGAUCAACACGGUUUGUAGUGAGCUUACAGGAUGAUAUGUUUCAGAAGUUCAAUUUCGAUACUGAGUGGGCGGUAAAGCUUAUAUCUAGACUCACGGAUGAUGAUGAUGUCCCAAUAGUUGGUCACUCAAUCAUGAAACAGCUUACAAAUCUUCAAGUUAGUGCCGAGAAGUACUUCUUUAGUAUAAGGAAGAACCUAAUUGAGUUUGAUGAAGUUUUAGAGGUGCAAAGAAAGCAUGUCUAUGAUCUCCGCCAACUAAUAUUAUCAGGCGAUUCCGACAGUUGCUCUCAGCAUAUUUUCCAGUACAUGCAAGCAGUGGUAUCUGAAAUUAUUUUAAAGAACGUGGAUCCUACAAAGCAUCCAAGAAGCUGGAAGCUAGGCAAAAUUUUAAAGGAAUUUGUUGGAAUUUCUAGAGAUGUGUUAAAUGACUCAUUUGCAGGAAUUACUGAGGAAAAUUUGUUGUAUUCACUCGCAGAAGUUCAUGGGUUGAGUUCUGUGGACAUUGAUGAGUUUCACCUCCCAAACUUGCCUAGACCUCCAAAUUCCUUUAGAGGCAUUCGCAUGAAGAGCUCAUCGUUUAAACGGUGGCUAACAAUAUGCUCUGAUGAUUCAGUGAAGGAUGGGAAAUUCAGAUCAUCCAUUAACCUUCUUUGCAAGUACCUUGGGGACUUUCUGAUUGCUUCAUAUCUAGACAUUAUUCAAGACUCGGGCUAUAACAGCGGCUAUGUAAAGGAAAUCGAGAGGGCGGUUCUUGUGAAAACUCUUGAUUCCUUCUGGAAGGAUCAUCUCGUGAACAUGAAUAAACUUAAUUCAGCGGUGAACUUGAGAUAUUUCGGGCACAGGAAUCCACUUGAGGAGUACAAAAUCGAUGGCUGUCGAUUUUUCAUCUCGAUGCUUAGUGCCACGAGGAGGGUGACUGUGGAAUCUCUAUUACGGUAUUGGUCAUCGCCUAUGGAGUCUGAAGAAUUAGUUCUCCGCUGAAGGAAUCACGAACGAUAACUCACGGCCCUCUGCAUAGGCCGGGCAACUUGUUUAUAAUGUGAUCGGAUAGUGCGAGACUAAGACCAUUCUGACUUGAACGGAAAGUUUCCUGGGCCUCCAGCUGUUUACAAGGGAGGGUGACUGCGUUGAUCACAGGAAGUAUCCGGGCCUCCCGUCAUUGCAAGGGAGGGUGACUGCGUUGUGAUCAACGUGAACAACCACGUAUCCAACAAUGUUUAGCAUCCAGUAGUGUACUAGUUUCUAGUAUUAUUAUUAUUGUUGAUUUGAAAAUUAAAUUGUGAAAAGUAUGUACUAGCAUUUACUUAUGUUCUUUUGCAUUAA
Salvia hispanica is the source of this 3536-nucleotide messenger RNA. RefSeq names its product Preprotein translocase SecA family protein (gene SECA2). Gene Ontology annotation, cellular component: membrane; chloroplast envelope. The record is from RefSeq and is a predicted model, not a curated record. Gene Ontology annotation, biological process: protein targeting; protein import; intracellular protein transport. Lineage: Eukaryota; Viridiplantae; Streptophyta; Magnoliopsida; Lamiales; Lamiaceae. Gene Ontology annotation, molecular function: ATP binding.